GCUGUCCUUGCAACGAUCAUGAAGGGCGUCAAGGUGGUGCUUCUGUGUUGCCUUCUGGUGGCCGUUGCAGGUCAGAGGGGAGGCAGGCGAGGGCAAGGCAGAUUCUUCCAAGGGGGCGGAUUCCAUGGUGGCUUCCCCGGUGGCGGCGGCUUCCCCGGCGGUGGUGGCUUCCCCGGCGGUGCCUUCCCCGGCGGUGGCUUCCCGGCGCAGUGCAGGUACUGGUGCCGCACGCCCGAGGGCCAGGCCUACUGCUGCGAGGGCGCCCAGCAGCCGCAGCGGCCGGUCGGGACCAAGUUCGGGCAGUGUCCCCCGGUGCGGCCCACCUGCCCGCAGACCCGCUUCGGGCCCCCGCAGACGUGCUCCAACGACUACAACUGCGCCGGCAGGGACAAGUGCUGCUUCGACAGGUGCCUGGGAGAACACGUGUGCAAGCCGCCCUCGGCGUUCGGCUUUUUCGGAUAAAGGGAGAAUCGGUGGAUUGUCUGUUCGAUAAUGAACGACCAAUAAAGAGAGCGGAUGAGA
Molecule: messenger RNA, 522 nt
Organism: Penaeus chinensis
Lineage: Eukaryota; Metazoa; Arthropoda; Malacostraca; Decapoda; Penaeidae
Product: probable glycoprotein hormone G-protein coupled receptor
Exons: 2
Coding region: 19-462 (147 amino acids)
Cellular component (GO): extracellular region
Molecular function (GO): peptidase inhibitor activity
Source: RefSeq, a predicted model, not a curated record